Molecule: messenger RNA, 1646 nt
Organism: Psammomys obesus (fat sand rat)
Lineage: Eukaryota; Metazoa; Chordata; Mammalia; Rodentia; Muridae
Gene: Dnajc3
Product: DnaJ heat shock protein family (Hsp40) member C3
Exons: 12
Coding region: 114-1628 (504 amino acids)
Biological process (GO): protein folding in endoplasmic reticulum
Cellular component (GO): endoplasmic reticulum
Molecular function (GO): protein-folding chaperone binding; misfolded protein binding
Source: RefSeq, a predicted model, not a curated record
CCGAGGCCAGAGUGACGGACUGAGCGGACGGAGGGCGCUUGGCUGCGGGCUGUGCGCCGCGCGGGCUGCUGGGCCGCGCACCUUCCUGCUGCUCGGCCUCGGCGCCCUCGGACAUGGUGGCCCCCGGCUCGGUGGGCAGCCGGCUGGGCGCGGUGUUCCCGUUCCUGCUGGUCCUGGUGGACCUGCAGUACGAAGGCGCCGAAUGUGGAGUAAAUGCAGAUGUGGAGAAACAUCUUGAACUGGGAAAGAAGUUACUUGCAGCUGGACAGCUGGCUGACGCGUUAUCUCAGUUUCAUGCUGCCGUAGAUGGCGACCCUGACAACUAUGUUGCAUACUAUCGGAGAGCUACUGUCUUCUUAGCCAUGGGAAAGUCCAAAGCAGCAUUGCCCGAUUUAACGAGGGUGAUUGAACUGAAGAUGGAUUUCACUGCAGCACGAUUACAGAGAGGUCACUUACUACUUAAGCAAGGAAGACUUGAUGAAGCGGAAGACGAUUUUAAGAAAGUGCUCAAAUCUAAUCCAAAUGAACAUGAAGAGAAGGAGGCCCAGUCUCAGCUUGUGAAAUCUGAUGAGAUGCAGCGAUUACGUUCUCAAGCACUCGAUGCUUUUGAAAGUGCCGAUUACCCUGCUGCUAUAACCUUCCUUGAUAAGAUUUUAGAGGUUUGUGUUUGGGAUGCAGAAUUGCGUGAACUGCGAGCUGAGUGCUUCAUAAAGGAAGGGGAGCCUAGGAAGGCGAUCAGUGACUUAAAGGCUGCUUCAAAGCUGAAGAGUGACAACACAGAGGCGUUUUUCAAAAUCAGCACACUCUACUACCAACUUGGAGACCACGAGCUGUCCCUCAGUGAAGUUCGCGAAUGCCUGAAACUUGACCAGGACCACAAAAGGUGUUUUGCGCACUACAAGCAAGUAAAGAAACUUAAUAAGCUGAUUGAGUCAGCUGAGGAGCUGAUCAGAGAUGGCAGAUACACAGAUGCAACCAGCAAAUAUGAGUCUGUCAUGAAAACUGAGCCCAAUGUUGCUGAGUAUACAGUCCGCGCAAAAGAAAGGAUCUGUCACUGCUUCUCUAAGGAUGAGAAGCCUGUGGAAGCCAUUAGAAUAUGCUCUGAGGUUUUACAGCUGGAACCUGACAAUGUGAACGCACUGAAAGACCGAGCAGAGGCCUAUUUAAUAGAGGAAAUGUACGAUGAAGCCAUUCAGGAUUAUGAAGCUGCUCAGGAACACAACGAAAAUGAUCAGCAGAUUCGGGAAGGUUUAGAGAAAGCCCAGCGGUUACUGAAACAGUCACAGAAACGAGAUUAUUAUAAAAUCUUGGGAGUGAAAAGAAAUGCCAAAAAACAAGAAAUCAUUAAAGCAUACCGAAAAUUAGCACUUCAGUGGCAUCCAGAUAAUUUCCAGAAUGAAGAAGAAAAGAAAAAAGCGGAGAAAAAGUUCAUUGACAUAGCAGCUGCUAAAGAAGUCCUCUCGGACCCAGAAAUGAGAAAGAAGUUUGAUGAUGGGGAAGAUCCUCUUGAUGCAGAGAGUCAACAAGGAGGUGGUGGAAACCCCUUCCAUAGAAGCUGGAACUCAUGGCAAGGGUUCAAUCCCUUCAGCUCAGGCGGACCAUUUAGAUUUAAAUUCCACUUCAAUUAAACCAGCUAUUUUACUGCU